AUGCAAGCUACUACUACUGCUACUACUAGCAGUACUAGCAGUGCGGAAGGAAGCUGCAAUCGGUGGGAAAGCUGCCCCAAGCGAAAGCAAGACCAAGCUGCUCCAGCGUCUCCCCCCAGGCAUGCUAGCAGUGGUACUAACAGCAGCAGCAGACGCGGGUCUCCUUCUCCGCCUAGCCUCAGCAGUACCUUUAGCGGUAAUGGUAACUGCACCAGCACAAGCAAGCCUCAGUUGCCCAAGAGAACGGCGUCUCUGGAAUGUGAUCAGAGAUCUCCUUCUUGUUACUAUGGCUCUUCUGCUACUACUGCUGCUACUGUUGCUACGGUGGAGGAUGACGGCAGCAGUACCAGCUCUACUAGCAGUGGCUACAGUGCUUGCAGUACUACUAGUACUAGUAGUAGCUCCCCAAGCUACCAUCCCGUCUUGGUCAUGGCAUCUCGCGAGCGCAUCCGCAAGAGGCAAGGCCAAUCCCUGCUGCAAAAACAGUGGAGGAGGGAUGACUGUCUUCGAGUAGUAUCCGGCAAGAAGGUGGAAGGAGCGCCUCCCACGUUGCCCCAACGAACCACACUUGAGAUAUUGGACAUGGCUCUGCAAGAAACUAGUACCAGUAGUCCGACCAUGUCGUCGAUCGCUGCCUAG
Molecule: messenger RNA, 639 nt
Organism: Seminavis robusta
Lineage: Eukaryota; Bacillariophyta; Bacillariophyceae; Naviculales; Naviculaceae
Source: the annotation of a GenBank genome assembly